UCGACAAAGAAGGUUCCAGUUGAAAUUUGCUUAAAUUUGAAUGAUAAAAAAACGAUGAACAUGGAAGGGGUUGCUCGUUUAUUCCUCGUUAAACUAUACGGCGAAAUGCCUUAUUUGGAAUUUCUCGAAAAACAAAAGUCGAAUCAGGGAGCAUAUGUAGUCAAAAGGGGAAAAGUAUCCACUUCAAUUACUGGUAAAAAACGCCUUCAUGAUCAUGGGAGCGGUAGUCAAACAGAGAGCGGGACUCAUCAUGAACAUAAAAAAGAAAAAAAGAGUCCACAAACAAGUUUAAGCCCAAGCAAAAAGCGAGGUGAAAGUCCAACUAAAGGUCAUUGA
Meloidogyne enterolobii is the source of this 336-nucleotide messenger RNA. Lineage: Eukaryota; Metazoa; Nematoda; Chromadorea; Rhabditida; Meloidogynidae. The record is from the annotation of a GenBank genome assembly.